Pseudomyrmex gracilis is the source of this 915-nucleotide messenger RNA. RefSeq lists its product as uncharacterized. Bases 76 to 822 code for a protein of 248 amino acids. The transcript has 2 exons. Lineage: Eukaryota; Metazoa; Arthropoda; Insecta; Hymenoptera; Formicidae. The record is from RefSeq and is a predicted model, not a curated record.
UCGUCCUCAUUCAUCAUACAGGUGUAUAGCGCGGAGCCUUUUUUCACGAACGGAUAACCUACCCCCCUCGCGAACAUGAAGCUCUUCGUCUUGUGUACCCUGCUCGCGUUCGCUGCCGCGCAACCGGCCAAGAACGAAAAUUGGAAAAGCGCCAUGGACGAAAUGGUCGGCCAGUCCAGGUCCGAGUGCUCGCAGAAGAACGACGAGAUCGCGUGCAUGAAGUUCAAAGUGUUCAAUCUGCUCGACCAGAUCUUCAGCAAGGAUAACUUCAAGGUGUCGGACACGAUGGAGGUCACACGCAACUCGCACCCCGUCGAGGAAGUGUCCGCUCGCGGAGAGACUUCCUUUUUCGACACCGUGCAAUCCUACUUGGCUUCUCACGACGUGACCUUCAAACUGCCAUUGGACUCCACGGUGAAGGUGAGCUCGCGCAACAUCGAGGACGAUCAGCUCACCUUCGACCUCAAGUUCGGCCAGGGCCGUGCCGUUGAUGAGGCCCGCAGAUCCAAGCUGAAGAAAGUCGUCAUUCCUAUUCUGGUGUUCGUUCUUUUGAAAGCGAUGACUCUGAUUCCUCUGGCUAUAGGAGUGCUCGGUUUGAAAGCAUGGAACGCUCUGCAGCUCUCGUUCUUCAGCUUCAUCGUGUCCGUUGGUAUGGCCAUUUUCCAGCUCUGCAAGAAAAUUGCCGCUGACGGUCACGCUGCACCCAUCGCUCAUGGACCGUGGCAAUAUCAAGCUCAGUACAGGUCUUUCCAGGAUCAGGAUCAGCUGUCGUCGUCGCAAUUCGCUCAGAAUCUCGCAUAUUCCGCUCACGCGCAAUCCUAAUAUCAUUAUUGUCUUAUCGACGCUUUUGUAAAAUAUCUAGUUUCCUAUUUGUGCUGUAUAUUUAAUAAAUUAUUACCGCAAGUCAUUUUUAUA